This is a messenger RNA of Drosophila subobscura, 1739 nucleotides long. Its product is annotated as TWiK family of potassium channels protein 18. The record is from RefSeq and is a predicted model, not a curated record. Gene Ontology annotation, biological process: stabilization of membrane potential; potassium ion transmembrane transport. Lineage: Eukaryota; Metazoa; Arthropoda; Insecta; Diptera; Drosophilidae. Bases 465 to 1631 code for a protein of 388 amino acids. Gene Ontology annotation, molecular function: potassium ion leak channel activity. The transcript has a single exon. Gene Ontology annotation, cellular component: membrane.
UCUCUCUGUAUCUGAGAGAUAAAAUAUUCUCUCCAAAUAGUUUUCUUGGAGCCCCCGGUCCCGGUCGCUCAGUUGAAUUUUGGCGCCCGCGUCUAACGGGACAAAGCUCGGGAAAUCCAAAAGCAUUCGUGUGGUGUCUGAGGGAAAUGCUGCGUUGUGGAAACGCGUGGAUUUAUUUUUAGCCUUCGUGCCGAUUUCAAAAGUGUAUUAACGCUCCAUAUAAAACGCCAAUCGGCAGCAAAUAGAUCGCAGAUCGAGAAGAGCACUGCCAAAUUAAUUGCCAAUGAGGGGAGCCUGCCAAUAAACGUUCAGCCAGUCCAUAAGAUAAGAUCGAUGGCCCAUCAUCAUUCAGUUCCCGAGAUCUACAUUAUAUAAUCAUGGAAUUGGAUUGACGAGAGAUACAGAGAGAGAGAGAGAGAGAGAGACCGAAAUUCGAAUAAGAAAAUCCGAAAACCGUACAGAAAAUGCCCAGCAAAUUUCAAAGAAGAAGCUCCCCACAAGCGCCAGGGGCUGGGGCAUCGAGCGUCUCGUCAACGCCAAGCAAUCAGCCCCGGAAGCGGGUGAAGCGCUGCUGCCGCAACUUCGUCACCUUCAUGUGCACGCAGGUGGGCGUGGGCGCCCUGAUCGUGUUCUACGCCAUCUGCGGUGCGUUCGCCUUCAUGAACAUCGAGCGGGAGUACGUGGACAAGACGGCGGCCCAUGUGCUGGAGCUGCGGCAGAACUGCUCGCAGCUGCUGUGGUACAUCACCGAGGAGCACAAUCUGAUCGACAAGCGGGUCUGGGUGAACGAGACGAACGCUGUGCUGCGCGAGUACCAGGCCCAGAUAGCGGGCAUCAUCAAGAACGGCUACGUGGGUCGCAGUCCCGAGCAGAUCUGGAGCUUCCCGGCAGCGCUGAUGUUCUGCUUGUCGGUGAUCACAAUGAUUGGCUACGGGAAUAUGGUGCCGCGCACGCCCUGGGGGAAGGGCUUCACCGUCAUCUACGCCACCUUCGGCAUCCCCCUGUACAUCCUGUACUUCCUCAACAUGGGACGCGUGCUGGCGCGCUCCUUCAAGUUUCUGUACCGCUCCAUGCACGACUGUACCCAGGAGCGAAACUUUGACUCGCGAUUGGACGCACUGGAGAACGGCAGCCUGGGCACGCUGACGCUGCGCAAGAAGAUCAUUGUGCCCUCCACCGCCUGCCUGUGGGUGAUCAUUUUCUAUGUGCUGACCGGCACCAUUAUGUUUGCCAACUGGGAGAAGUGGAGCUUCCUGAACAGCUUCUACUUCUGCAUGACAUCGCUGUGCAAAAUUGGCUUUGGGGACUUUGUGCCCGGCGCAUCGCUGACCACCGCCGCCGAUGUGGACGCGGCCACGCAGAAGCUGCAGGAGGACAUUGCCGCCGAUCCCAACGAGCUGUCCCAGCUGCAGUCCAUAGCCGAUCAGCACUCGAAGCUGGCCAUAAACUUUAUUUACAUGCUGCUGGGCAUGGGCCUGGUGGCCAUGUGCCGCAAUCUGAUGCGCGAGGAGGUGCACGUGAAGCUCAAGGAGAUGAAGGAGGACACCAAGCUGUGUGUCGAGGAUACGCGUUUGCGUUUCGUGGGCUGCUGUGGCGAUCCGCGUGAUAGCUACGAGAAUGAUUAUUACUAGGAGGGCAUGGCUGAUGUGUGUUUGUGUGUUGUGCGUGUGUGUUUGAGUGUGUUGUUUGUGGUGCUGGCAUCUCCCUUCAGUUUGUUCUCGGCUAAUCCCCCGCAUCAU